This is a messenger RNA of Rhinichthys klamathensis goyatoka, 2615 nucleotides long. It is a transcript of the gene pygmb, whose product is annotated as phosphorylase, glycogen, muscle b. Bases 1 to 2529 code for a protein of 842 amino acids. The record is from RefSeq and is a predicted model, not a curated record. Lineage: Eukaryota; Metazoa; Chordata; Actinopteri; Cypriniformes; Leuciscidae. Gene Ontology annotation, molecular function: glycogen phosphorylase activity; pyridoxal phosphate binding. The transcript is spliced from 20 exons. Gene Ontology annotation, biological process: glycogen catabolic process. Gene Ontology annotation, cellular component: cytoplasm.
AUGUCCAAGCCAUUGACGGACCAAGAGAAGAGGAAGCAAAUUUCCGUGCGAGGUCUCGCCGGGGUUGAAAACGUCUCGGACCUCAAGACCAAUUUUAAUCGCCAUCUGCACUUUACUUUGGUUAAGGACCGUAAUGUUGCAACGAAGCGCGACUACUACUUCGCAUUGGCGCACACCGUGCGCGACCAUUUGGUGGGAAGAUGGAUCCGGACGCAGCAGCAUUACUACGAGAAAGACCCGAAACGUGUGUACUAUCUUUCUCUGGAAUUCUACAUGGGUCGGACCCUUCAAAACACCAUGGUAAACUUAGCUUUGGAGAAUGCUUGUGACGAGGCCAUCUAUCAGUUGGGUCUGGAUAUGGAGGAGCUGCAGGACAUGGAGGAGGAUGCUGGCCUGGGCAACGGAGGCCUUGGUCGAUUGGCAGCUUGCUUCCUGGACUCCAUGGCAACCUUGGGCCUGGCAGCGUAUGGAUAUGGAAUCCGUUAUGAGUUUGGAAUCUUUAAUCAGAAAAUCGUGAAGGGCUGGCAGGUGGAGGAGGCGGAUGAUUGGCUGCGCUAUGGAAACCCUUGGGAAAAAGCCCGGCCUGAAUACAUGCGUCCUGUGCAUUUCUAUGGUCGGGUGGAGCACCACCCUGAUGGAGUGAAAUGGGUGGACACACAGGUGAUCCUUGCUCUCCCUUAUGACACACCUGUCCCAGGAUACAGAAACAACAUUGUUAACACAAUGAGGCUCUGGUCUGCCAAAGCUCCAUGUGAAUUCCAUCUCAAAGACUUUAAUGUUGGUGGUUACAUCCAGGCCGUUCUGGAUAAGAAUCUUGCUGAGAACAUCUCUCGUGUGCUUUACCCUAACGACAACUUCUUUGAGGGGAAAGAGUUGCGUCUGAAGCAGGAGUAUUUUGUGGUGGCUGCGACUCUCCAAGACAUCAUCCGCAGGUUCAAAGCUUCCAAGUUUGGCUCAAUUGAGGAAGUGCGCAUGGAUCUGACCACACUGCCAGAUAAGGUUGCUAUACAGCUGAAUGACACUCAUCCUGCAAUGGCCAUCCCUGAACUGAUGAGAAUACUGUUGGAUGACGAGAAACUGAUGUGGGACACGGCAUGGGACAUAACUGUGCGUACUUGUGCAUAUACUAACCACACUGUUUUACCAGAAGCUCUGGAACGCUGGCCCGUUGACCUGUUCCAAAACCUUCUGCCCCGUCACCUAGAGAUCAUCUACGAGAUUAACCGACGUCACCUGGAGCGGAUUUCUGCGCUCUACCCUGGUGAUUAUGAGCGUAUGAGACGCAUGUCUCUCAUUGAGGAGGGAGGUCAGAAGAAGAUCAACAUGGCUCAUCUCUGCAUCGUUGGCUCUCAUGCAGUCAAUGGCGUGGCACAAAUCCACUCCGACAUUAUUAAAGACACUGUUUUUAAGGACUUCUAUGAAGUGGACCCAGAGAAGUUUCAGAACAAGACCAAUGGUAUCACACCUCGUCGCUGGCUUGUCAUGUGUAACCCUGGACUGGCUGAGGUUAUCGCUGAGAGAAUUGGAGAGGACUACAUUCGUGACCUAUGCCAGCUGAAGAAACUCUUGAAGUUUGUGGAUGAUGACGCUUUAAUUCGAGACAUUGCCAAAGUCAAACAGGAGAAUAAAAUGAAAUUUGCAGCGCUUCUAGAGGAACAAUAUAAGGUGAAGAUUAACCCAAACUCCAUGUUUGAUGUCCACGUGAAGAGGAUCCAUGAAUACAAAAGGCAGCUGUUGAACUGUCUGCACAUCAUCACCCUCUACAACCGCAUCAAGAAGGAGCCUAACAAGGCCUGGACUCCAAGGACAAUUAUGAUUGGAGGAAAGGCCGCCCCCGGGUAUCACACAGCUAAGAUGAUCAUCAAACUGAUCACGGCAAUUGGAGAAGUGGUAAAUAAUGAUAGUGUGGUGGGAGAUCGUCUGAAAGUCAUCUUCCUUGAGAACUACAAGGUCACCCUGGCUGAGAAAGUCAUCCCUGCGGCUGACCUGUCCGAGCAGAUCUCCACAGCAGGAACAGAAGCUUCUGGAACAGGCAACAUGAAGUUCAUGCUGAAUGGAGCUCUGACCAUCGGCACCAUGGAUGGGGCUAACGUGGAGAUGGCUGAAGAGGCGGGAGAGGAGAACCUCUUCAUCUUCGGCAUGAGAGUGAAGGAUGUGGAAGCUUUGGAUAAGAAAGGAUACGAUGCCAUGGAGUAUUAUAACCGCAUUCCAGAACUGAAACAAGCUAUGGAUCAGAUUUCUAAAGGAUUCUUCAGCCCUGCAGAGCCUGACCAGUUUCAAGACAUUGUCAAGAUGCUGAUGCACCAUGACAGGUUCAAGGUGUUUGCUGACUAUGAAGACUACAUUAAAAGUCAGGAGAAAGUCAGCGCCUUGUAUAAGAAUACUAAAGAAUGGACCAAGAUGGUCAUCCACAACAUUGCUGGUUGUGGCAAAUUCUCCAGUGACCGCACCAUCGGCCAGUACGCCCGUGAGAUCUGGGGCAUGGAGCCUAGUCUGGAGAAGAUCGCAGCCCCAGAUGACCCCCGCUAAGUCCUUCCACAAUAUCAAAAUCUUCCAAUGUUGUAGCUGUUCUCACAUUCAAUUUAUUUAACAUUGUGAAGAUGUAUAAAGGCGAG